Molecule: messenger RNA, 1190 nt
Organism: Meloidogyne enterolobii
Lineage: Eukaryota; Metazoa; Nematoda; Chromadorea; Rhabditida; Meloidogynidae
Source: the annotation of a GenBank genome assembly
CCAAAAUAAAUACAAAACCGAAGGGGAAAGUCAUAUAAAUAUUGAAGUUUAUUUUUAAUUUUCUUUUAGAAAAAUUCUUUUUUUUGUAGACAUAUAAAUUAUCAGCAGCUCCAUUAUUAGAACAUAAUCCAUUAAUUAAUGAACAAAUAAAUAAUAAAAAAAACAAAAAAAUAAUUUUAGAUAAUGAAGUAAUUGAAGGGCCUUUUAUGGAAAAUGAAAUUGAGGAAAGAGAAGAAGAGAAAGAAAAUAAAAAAUUAAAUGAAAACCAAUUAAAUUCCAAAUCAAAACAAAUAAUUAACCAACAAAGGAAAAAAAUUAUUUGUGAUCGUAACAUGACCCGUCACAGUCGGUACAGGCGUCAGUGUGCGGAAAUAGAAUUAUCAGAAGAUACCCCAGUCCAAAUAAUUGAAGAUGAAGAACAAAAUUACGGUGGGGGCCCUAAUCAAGAAUAUUAUGAUCCUGGGGGUGGUGGCUACAAUAAUUAUUAUUAUUACACAAAACCCGCUUCUUCCUAUUUUCAAUGUUUUAGUGGAGAUACUAAAAUACGUUUAGAUAAUGGAAAAUUAAAAAGAAUGGAUAAAUUGGCUGUUGGGGAUUGGAUUUAUUCAACUAAUCGUUCUCGAAUUGUUUUGAGUAAAAUUGAAAGGUGGAUUCAUAGAGUUCCAGAGCAGUUAUCCAAUUUUGUUCAAAUAAAGCUUUUGGAUGGCCGAAUUUUAAAAAUAACAGAAAAACAUUUUAUUUACGUUUAUAAAGGAGGAAAUUGUGAAAACUUUAAAAAUAAAAUAAUUAAUAUAAAAAAAGUUUUUGAUAUUUCUUCUAUUUUGUUUGCAAAAGAUGUUAAAAUUGGGGAUUGUUUAUUUACUGAAAUUGAAGGAGGAAAUGAACAAUCUUUAUUAAUUCAACCAAUUAUUUCAAUUAAAUUAAUUAAAGAAAAAGGAAUAUUUGCCCCUUUAACUACGAGUGGGGAUAUUUUUGUUGAAGGAAUUUUAGCUUCUUGUUUUGCUAUUGAACAAAAUUCUGUUCUUCAAAAAAGCAUUUUUUCUAAUUGGCCAUUAUUUACAAAAUUUUCUUCUCUUUUAUUUAAUUUAUUUAAUAAUUACAACAAUAAUUUGGAAAUGAUUGAAGAAUUGCCAAAAUGGGUGGAUUUUAUUGUUAUUUAUUUAUUACCUAUUGUUAUACCUUUUAAAUAA